AUGAUGGUGUCUCCGGCGCGGACGCCCGCCGAGGCCGUCCAGCACGUCGCAGAGCUGGCCUAUGUCCCAGUCCUGCUGUUUGUUUUCAUCACUCUCUCGGGCCUCUACAGCAUCUUCACCUCGGAGAGCGAGGAUGAGGCCGUCCCCGCCACCGCUACCGGCCCCGGUGGCAGGCCGCUGCCCAUGAACAAGAAGCGGAAGAAGCGAUCGAGAGCGGCCUCGAAUCGCAGAGAGGCCGACGAGGCCACCACCACCUCGACGCCGACCCCUCGGCCCUGCAUGGCCCAGAUUUUCCAGUCCCUGAUGGCAUUCAUGACUUGUACUUUUCUUGCCGACGGCGUCACAAUUGGCUUGCAUGUCAUAGCAAGCGGGGAGAACAACUGGUGGUGCGGCGAGGAACAUGCGGUCUACAUUGUCGCGGGUGCCUUCCUCUACCUCUACAUCAUGAUCAACCUCCUCGAAUCCCGACAUACGACGCCCACAAUUGUCUAUCUUGUCCUCUGGGUGCUCGGCUUCGUGGGGGAGACUACCAUCUUCGUGUCCAACAUCUGCCGCGUGACGGGCGAGCACUUCGUCCUGACCAAUGUGCGCGAAAGUAAAUACACCAAGGUCAAGGGACCAGAUACCUGGGAUCUGGCCGGCGUGGGCAUUGCGAGCGUCCGGCUCUUCACCAUAACAGUCGUCAUGGUCCUCUACUUCAUCUUUUACUUGAGGAGAAGCAUCGAUCAGCUGCGCGAGAAGUUCCAUGUCGACGAGGAGAGCACAUCCGCAACCCCCAGCGAGACGACGCCUCUACUAAAUGGCAACGGCAAUGGCCAUGGCAGGACUUACACCGCCAGAGGAAGUGUGGGCCGCGAUGAUCGGCGCAGCCUCGGCCAAGCAGACCUGAACAGUACUAACGGUGGUGCUGCGGACCCAGAGCAGGCCACGGCAUUCUAUCGUCCCGAGAAACUACCUCACAAGACCUGGUGGGAGUACGUCCGGGGCUAUUCUCUCUUCUUCCCCUACCUCUGGCCCCGAGAUAGUAGGAAGCUGCGAUUCAUCGUCCUGAUCUGCUUUAUCCUGCUGGUCCUGCAGAGGAUCGUCAACUUUCUGGUUCCUAACCAGAUCGGUGUCGUCGCGGAUGCCUUGACGGAGAACGAGGGCCAGAUGCCGUGGGCACAGCUCUGUAUUCUCAUCGCCCUCAAGAUACUGCAGGGACAGUCGGGCUUGUUGGGGUCAUUCCGCUCGCUGCUGUGGAUCCCCGUCUCGCAGUACUCGUACAGGGCCUUGACGACUGCUGCCUUUGAGCAUGUCCAUUCCCUGUCGCUCGAGUUCCACCUCGGCAAGCGAACUGGCGAAGUGCUCUCUGCCCUCAACAAGGGUGCCUCCAUCAACUCCUUCCUCGAGCAGGUGACCUUCCAGGUCUUCCCCAUGCUCAUUGAUCUCAUCGUCGCCAUUCUCUACUUCCUCGGCAAGUUUGGGAUCUCGUAUGCCACCAUCGCUAGUAUCGUCACGUGGUAUUACCUGCACAUGACUAUCCGUAUGGCCUCGACCAGGGCCGACCAGCGACGAGACAUGGUCAAUGCCGAUCGCGAAGAGGAGGCCGUCAAGAACGACUCGAUCACGAGCUACGAGACGGUCAAGUACUUCAAUGCCGAAGACUACGAGUUCAAGCGGUACCGGGACGCCAUCCACAACUUCCAGGUUGCCGAGAAGAAGGUCACCGUGGGGAUGCAGCUCAUGAACAUCUGCCAGAACCUCGUGUUCAUGUGCGGGAUACUGAGCAUGCUGUUGCUCGGGGCGUACCAGGUGGCCAAGGGCUUCCGUACCGUCGGCGACUUCAUGAUCCUCAUCUCGUACCUCGGCCAGCUCCAGGGUCCCCUGAACUACUUCGGCACCUUCUACAGGACAGUGCAGCAGGCCAUGAUCUCUGGCGAGCGCCUCUUGGAGCUGUUCAAGAUCCAGCCGACGGUCGUGGACCGCCCUGGUGUCCCGGCCCUGGAGACCUGCCGGGGGCAUAUCCGCUGGAAGAAGGUCAGGUUCUACUAUGACAAGAAGAAGCCGGCGUUGCACGACUUGGACUUUGAGUGCAAGCCCGGCACGACCACCGCUUUCGUCGGCGAGUCGGGAGGCGGCAAGUCCACCGUCUUCCGGCUCAUGUUCCGCUACUACAACUGUCACCAAGGCGCCAUUGAGAUCGACGGCCGAGACGUUAAGGAUGUCACGAUCGAUUCCGUGCGACGUUACAUAGGAGUCGUCCCACAGGACACGAUCCUCUUCAACGAGAGCAUCAUGUACAACCUCAGGUACGCGAACCAGAAGGCCACGGACGAGAUGGUGUACGACGCCUGCAAGGCCGCCAGCAUCCACGACCGCAUCAUGUCCUUUGCCGAGGGCUACAACACCAAGGUCGGCGACCGCGGGAUCCGGCUCAGCGGCGGCGAGAAGCAGCGCGUCGCCAUCGCGCGCACCAUCCUCAAGAACCCGCGGAUCAUCAUGCUCGACGAGGCGACCUCGGCCCUCGACAGCGAGACGGAGCACCGGGUGCAGGCGUCGCUGAUCAAGAACAGAGAGAUUGGCUCCGACAGGACCCUGCUCGUCAUUGCGCAUCGGUUGUCCACCAUCACGCAGGCAGACCAGAUCAUCGUGCUUCACGCCGGCGCCAUCGUCGAGAAGGGCACCCACCAGGAGCUGCUCGACCUGGGCGGGCGGUACAGCUCCAUGUGGGACAAGCAGUCCAAGGCGGAGGAGGCGGCGAACCAAGCCCGCAGUGCGACCAGGCGUGCGACCAGGCUUCUCCGUCAAGCCCAUAUCGCUGAGCCCCAGGCCGGUGAGGACAGCUCGGACGACUAUAGUGUGUCGUCCUCUGCGCUCCUGCAUACCGGCCCGACGACUCCUGGCGCCGGAAGCGUUGCGCGCUCGGAAGAUUCAUCCUCCUCUUCUUCGUCUUCGGAGGACGAGGCUACCCACAGCAAGACGGUGACCAGAUCCACUACUGCAGAAUAG
Messenger RNA from Thyridium curvatum, 2988 nucleotides. RefSeq lists its product as uncharacterized. The coding region runs from base 1 to 2988 and encodes 995 amino acids. Gene Ontology annotation, cellular component: membrane. The record is from RefSeq and is a predicted model, not a curated record. The transcript has 3 exons. Gene Ontology annotation, molecular function: ABC-type transporter activity; ATP hydrolysis activity; ATP binding. Gene Ontology annotation, biological process: transmembrane transport. NCBI's taxonomy places the organism in Eukaryota, Fungi, Ascomycota, Sordariomycetes, Thyridiales, Thyridiaceae.